Molecule: messenger RNA, 2744 nt
Organism: Schistosoma intercalatum
Lineage: Eukaryota; Metazoa; Platyhelminthes; Trematoda; Strigeidida; Schistosomatidae
Source: the annotation of a GenBank genome assembly
CUUGUAGAGAGAUGUGGAUUACGAAUACUUGACCUUGAAGGUCAAGGCGCCAUUAUUAGGUUCACAGAAUGACUAGGGGUUCUCCUCAUCGAUCGCACAAAAAACAUCGUCACAAGAAUCGUGAUAGGUCUCGUUCUCCCUUGGACCAGAUUACUGAUAGGAUUGCUACCAGGAGAGAUGAUCAAUCACCUAGUGAUACUGGAGGCACUGGUGUUGAUAUUUCUCUCUCAGUUGCGGAAACAAAUGCCUUGCGGGCUAAAUUGGGUCUUGCUCCUCUGGAUGCUGAUGAUACUUCAAAACCAGAACGAGCAGUAGAUAAUCAAGCCGAUUGCUACGUCCAUGCACCAGCUAAAGAUAUCAGAAAAAUAAGGGAAUCAGAAGCAAUCAAAGAAAAGCUAAAUGUCUUGAAAGAGAAAAGGUCAUUGUUAGAUAAAAUUGGGCAGGAAAAACUAUCCACGCCUUCUGCAUGUGAAUCGGAUGUUCAAUCAUGGGUUGAGAAAAUGCGUGAGAAAGAACGAAUUCAGAAACAAGCCGAAGAAAGAGCAAAGCUUUUGUCUGAGAUUGACGAUCAGUUGGCUGUUUCUGAGUUUGUAGAGUCACGGUUGAUUCAAAAUGGUAAAAAGUACAAACCCAAUGAUUUGGCCGGUCUUCGCGUUGAACACAGCUCAUCCCGUUUUGUUGACGGUCAAUCAGUUAUCUUGACUAUUAAAGACUCAGGUGUUUUGGAUGAAUCUGAAGACGUUUUAGUGAAUGUAAAUAUAAUUGAUGAUGAAAAAGCUGACGUCAAUAGAGAAAACAUAAGAAAGACUACCGGUCUGGCAGGAAUUGAAGACGAAGUGGAUGAGGAUGUACUUCUUGGUUUACGCUCUAAAGCUGUUCUAAGCAAGUAUGAUUCAGAGAUUAAUGGCAUUAAAAAAGACCACUUUGUUAUUAAUUCUGAUGGCUCUUAUAAUACAGAGAAUGAGCGUUUAUUGAAACAACUACAAGCUGAACUGAAAGAAGGACGACAAUCGUUGCCUGAUACUGAGCUUCGUAUAGCUUCUGAGUACUACAGUACGGAAGAAAUGGCUGCAAAAUUUAAAAAGCGUAAACGUCGUAUCAAAACUAUUCGUCAAGCACUGACUGCUGAUGAACUUUUGAGUGAAUUGCCAGAACAAUCAGGGUCUUCUGAUUUAGGAAGCCGUUCAACAGUUAGAGAAAAACGCUUAAAUAGUAACAUCCCAUCUGCAAAUGACACGUUUCCGGCUGAAGAAUUUUCUGCACAAAUAAUAGAUGUCAAAGAUAGUUACGAAGAAUAUUGGUCUGCAGCAGAUCAUAUCGAUGAACCAGAUGAGUUGAGAAGUGAAUUAGAGAAAACUAUAGGGCGAGUCGUGCAAUCGAAGUCACGGGUUGUUUCUAAACCGGAAGAAAUUACAUCACAACUCUUAGCAAAAAAUAUAGCUACUCAUUCAUCCGAAUCCGUGUCACAGUCACUUGCGUCUGAUACAUUGACAAAUAAUAGCAAAAAAGACAAUAUUGUGUUCGACUCUACUGCAGAAUUUUAUAAGUCAAUUGGUAUUGGUUUUCAAGAAAGUAUGAAAAGAAAUACUCGUUACAAUCAGUUCUUACAAAAUCAGUCUAGAUUACAGAAUAAUGGCGGAGCAGUUGGUACUAAUGAUGAUGAUAUUACGAGUUCAUCACCUACAAGAUUGCCGUAUAAAGAGGAAGAAGAAGAAGAAGAACGAAAACUUGAUUAUGAUUCAGAAGGUAGUUAUCGCAUGAAAAGUGAAGACUAUGAUACAAAUUAUGACGAUACAAAGUUGGAAGCAUCAAACGAUCGAUGGCAGACUGUCGGUAAUGAUAUUCUUGGGAAUUCAACUCGAACAGUACCGAGACCAACAGUCAAAAAAUCUGGGCAGGAACAUUUUAAAGCAGAAAAUACUGAUAUACAUGGAGUUUUAGAUGAUGAACCACGUCUGGAUUCAGGAGUAUUUUCAGCCAUUCGGUUGGCUGAGAAAAAAGGUUAUAUUGAUAAAGAAAAAGAGAAACGAACUGGUUCAGGAACUAUGGUCAAUCUAAUGGCUAAACACUUUGUCCAAGAAGAUAUACGCUAUGAUGAUAUUGAUGCGAAAUUUUACAAACGUGAUCGUUACUCUGGUCCAUUAUCAGAUUUUAAAGAGUUAACGCAAUAUAAACCGGAUAUUAAAUUAGAAUACGUUGAUGAACUAGGACGCGAUUUAAGUGCUAAAGAAGCUUUUCGUCAAUUAAGUCAUAAAUUUCAUGGAAAGGGUUCCGGUAAGAAUAAAACACAAAAACGUAUGAAAAAAAUCAAUGAAGAGUUUCUUCUUAAAGCCAGCACCAGUUCAGAUACUCCACUGGGAACAGUUAACAAACUGAAUAAAAAACUAGAAGCAAUGUCAAUGCCUUAUGUAAUUUUGAGUGGAAAAAAUGCAGCUGUAAAGAAGCUGACGAAAUAGUUAACAGCAAUAGUAAACAACAAUUUGGAUGUCAUAUUCCAUAGUUGAUAUCACUUUUGUUACCUGGCAUCGAUACACUUGUUCAUUUUUAAUGCGAAUCCCCCACUAACCAUUAUUUUCCCACUUUUUUUCUGGAUUGUUAUUUCUUGUGUACAUACAUAAUCAAUUUUUAAAUAAAAACUCUGACCUUAUUUGUUUUAUUAAUCUGCCUUUAAUAUUGUUGCAAUAUUGGUAAAUUGUCUUGAUUGUUCACGUGUAACAUUAAUGAAAUACAUAUGUCGAGAUGAA